This is a messenger RNA of Oppia nitens, 921 nucleotides long. It is a transcript of the gene Pex2, whose product is annotated as peroxisome biogenesis factor 2-like. The transcript has 4 exons. The record is from RefSeq and is a predicted model, not a curated record. Lineage: Eukaryota; Metazoa; Arthropoda; Arachnida; Sarcoptiformes; Oppiidae. Gene Ontology annotation, molecular function: zinc ion binding. Gene Ontology annotation, cellular component: peroxisomal membrane. Gene Ontology annotation, biological process: protein import into peroxisome matrix. The coding region runs from base 7 to 921 and encodes 304 amino acids.
UGAAAAAUGAUUGACUCUAGUGUUGUAAUGGAUAUCAAGUCAUACAAACAAAUAUAUACAUUGCGUGUGAAUCAGAUUGACUCCAAAACAUUGGACAAUGAAUUGAUUGAUAUUAUUGAGUCCAAACUCUUUAAUAUUGAGAGUGAUUGGUUUAGCAGUUUAAGACCAGAAGUGAUGGCAGUCAUCAAGAUUUAUAUUUGGAUUAAUACAGUUCAGAGGACAGGCGUAUCCAUAGGACAGUCAUUAUUUCAAUUAAAAUAUUAUAACUUAAACAGUGAUAACAAUAUUAGAGACAAUCUUAAUCAAUAUCAAAGAUAUGGUAUAAUUUUGAUACAAAUAUUAUUUCCUUGGGUUAAGCAAAGGAUAAAUAGAGAGAACAUGAAGAAUAUGUUGGAAAAGACAGAAAAUGUUUAUAAAAGUUUGGAUUUUCUUAAUUCAUUGAUAUUCUUAUAUUAUGGCAAAUAUCGGUCACUUUGGGAACGAUUGUUGCGAUUGGGAACAGGAAUGCAAUCGGUUCGGCAAAACUGGUCUUCUGGUGGACUAUACUUAGAAAUAAUGAAUAGAGAACUCUUGUGGCAUACUUUUGCACAACUAUUGACAUUUGUAUUGCCAUUAAUAAACUUUUAUCGAUUGAAGAACUCAUAUCUUAAUGUUAUAAGACGUGUCUUUCCGAGUGAUGUCAAGACUGAAGAAAGUAAUGCAAUGAAGCGAAAGCUCGACGAUCUCAAGACAUGUAUUAUCUGUAAUGAAUGGCCAAUCAAUGCCCAUGAGAUUGGCUGUAGACAUGUUUUCUGUUAUUAUUGUCUUAUGUCUCGAUUCUUGUCUGAUGAGAUCCAUGGCUUUUCUUGUGAUAUUUGUUUUCAUAAAAUUAAAUCAAUAGAUUUGUUGGACUCAUUGGUGAUGACAUCAUAUCCGCCUUAA